UCUCAGUCAUCCUCUCCCGCCGUGCUGCUGAGCCUGCGACGUUAGCUGUUGGAUGACAGAAAAAGAAUAUAUCGCCUCUUUGCCACAGCCAGCCAACAGACGCACGAUGUGGAAGGGAGACAAGUGAAGCUCCGGGCCAGGUUGUGUCUCCUGUGGCUGAGGACCCGCAUCGCGUCCACAAAGAGCAAAAUAACACUUUGGUGUAAGACAUCAACCACCAACCAACCCUGGGAAAAACUCCCCUCAAUGAAGAGUCUUCUUAAAGAAAAGGAUACGUGUUUGUUUUUUCUGUCCCAAUAAAGACUGCCGGGGAGUGAGACGAAGAAAGUAAGAGAAGAAAAACAGAUUCUCCUUGAUUCCAAGGGUCCAUCCAUUUUGAGUCACUCACAGCUGAGGUCUACAGAGAGAGUAUGAGGACAAGCUGUGUUACUCCACAUCACAGCCCAACAAGAUAUGACAUAACAUGGGUCCCCUGCUGAUCACCAUGACGACCAUAAAGCUGUGUCUGUUACUGUGAGGCCUUCAUCCCUUUUCAGCAUCCAACCCUCUUUGGAAAUCCUUCCUAGCAACCACUGUUGCUUCCCUUUCUCCUGAAAAACACAACAUCCUUACCUACCUGUCCCUGGUUUCUCUCCAUAAUAAUUACAGACUCUUCAUCUUUUUCAUUUAUUUUCUUUGGCAUCAUGCAAGGUGCGUCUACCACCUCCGUUCUCCUUAUUCUUCCCUCCCUCCUUUUCUUCUCCCACUUUCCCAACGUGGUGAGUGGGGACUGCUGGCUCAUUGAGGGGGACAAAGGCUAUGUGUGGCUGGCCAUCUGCAGUCAGAACCAGCCGCCGUACGAGACUAUCCCCCAGCACAUCAACAACACAGUCCAUGACUUGAGAUUGAAUGAGAACAAGCUGAAAGCUGUGCUCUUCAGCUCCAUGUACCGAUUCACCAACCUUACCGACCUCAACCUCACCAAAAAUGAAAUCAGUUACAUUGAGGAUGGAGCCUUUGCAGGACAAGCCAACCUACAGGUUUUACAGCUAGGCUACAAUAAAUUGACAAACUUAACUGAGGGUAUGAUGAGAGGGCUCGGCCGCAUGCAAUGCCUCUUCCUCCAGCACAACCUCAUUGAGGUAAUUGCUAGCAAUGCAUUCUGGGAGUGCCCCAGCCUCAGUAGCAUUGAUCUGUCAUCCAACAAACUUGCCCGCAUUGAUCCAUCCACAUUCACCGUCCUAAUGCGUCUAAUGGUAUGUGAACUGGCAGCAAAUCCUUUCCACUGUGGAUGCGACCUUUAUAGCUUCCUUACUUGGUUGGAAUCCUUCAACAAUGUCACUCACACGUAUGACCGCCUCCAGUGUGAGACACCACAAAAGAUGUUUGGCUACCCCUUACUGAGUCCUAUUGCUGCUGGCCAUGCUGGUCGCAAUGCCAAAAACAUUUUGUACCAUCACUGCCGAGAUGGAGUUAUGAUUCCAGGAAUGACCUCUCUCCCACCAGAUCUUGAUGGUCCUUCUGGGAUCGGACCAGAGAUGUUUGGUGGUGCAGGGCCAUACCACCAGCCCACAACCUCUUCAUCAUCUACUGAACUCGUUGUUCCUAGCAUCAAGCUCCAUCAUGUCUCUUUGUCAUCAGCCUCUCUCUUUGUGCAGAUUCCAAGGCCCUUCAGCAAAAUGUAUAUUCUAACACAAUACAACCAAACAUUUGUGUCUGAUGUCAUGACUUUGAAGAACAAGAAGGAGAUGAUUACCCUCAACAAGCUCAAGCCACACAACAAUUACACCUUCUGUGUAGGAUCCAUCCGCAGCUCUCAACGUUACAACCACACUUGCCUCCAGUUUGCCACUCGGGCUCAAAAUCAGGAUGACAUGCUCCCCACACCUUCCACCACUAGCCACUACAUAAUGACCAUUGUGGGCUGCCUUUUUGGCAUGCUCAUUGUUUUAGGUCUUGUCUACUAUUGUCUGCGUAAGAAACGGAUGCAUGAUGAGAAGAAAAAAUCGAUCUGUGUCAAGAAAACUAUUCUGGAGAUGCGCUAUGGACCAGAGGUGGCGGCAGCAGUGGCAAAUGAUCCAUCUGCAGUCCAUAGACUUCAGGAGCAGUCCAGAGAACAUCACCAGUAUCAGCACCACCAUGGAGGCAAACUUCCCCUCUCCACAUCCUCUAGCUCAGGAAUGCUCCACUCAGCCAAUACCAGUUCUUCCAGACUCUCAUGUAUCCCACAAGUGGAAAAAAUGGCCACUGCCUUUUCAGAGGCCAUGGCUACAACUAAAGGAAACUAUAUGGAUGUCAGAACUGGAGGGGCAGUGGACGGUGGACAUGGUGGGAUGAGGGGGGAGGACUUGAGGGACGAUGAUGUAACUGAUGUUGGGGAGGACUCGGAUGAUGAUGGACAUGGCUCUGCAUCAGAGAUUUCCACCAUUGCCAUGGAGGUAGACAAGGUUAACCAGAUCAUUAACAACUGCAUUGAUGCAUUGAAAUUAGACGCAGCGGCAGUUGCUGCUUCUGGGGUCUCUUCUAACCCUACAGCCUCCUCCAAUCCCACCUCACCUCCCCCCACCAGUGCAUCAUCCCUAACUCGUGGCUUAAUCCCACUCUCCCAAGGGUUAUCAGAGACUUGCCAGGUCAUGGCUCCGAUCAAAAUACCCCCUCCACCUCCACUCCCUGCCUUGAAUGCCCCUCUCUCUGAGCGCCCAGGGAUCAGUGGCGGGGGCUUUGUUGUAUCUCCUCCCUACAGGCCCCCUCCUCCAGCCACUGCUGUACGUCCCAUUCAGCGGCAAAUGAGUGCAGAUGCAGCUGUGGUAAUUGUAAAUUCUGUCAAGAAACAAUGCAGCACCACCUCUUGUGGAUCCAUGGGUCGGGACAGGGAACGUGGAGGAGCUCGGUUGUAUAGCCUGGAUGUUCCUGAACCACGGAGUCCAGAUGCCUGUAAUCAACAACAGCAGCAGUACCCAGACAGGGCUAGUCCCUUGGGCUGUGGGGAGCCCCUAGAGAGGUUGCCUUUAGUGGGGAGUGGGGGCUGUGGCGGAGGGGGUGGUGGUAGUUGCGACACUGGUGGUGUUGGUGCCCAACAUCAAGAAAGUCAGAAGACACACCAUUACCAUCAACAGCAACACAUACAACAGCAGCAGCAGCAGCAGCAGCAGCAACAGAAGCAGCUGGAGGUGCAGCAAGACUACCACUGCUCGGAGCACCGCCACUCUGUCCCAGCUCUCUACUAUGAAGGCUCCCACCAGGGCUCCCCAGCCCAGCGGGUUUCAUUCCUAAAGCCCCUAACGCGUUCACGGAGGGAUGCAGCAUCUUACUCACAGCUUUCACCGGCCCGCCACCAGUCCAGUUACUCUGGCUACUCCUCCAGCCCAGAGUACUCCUCAGAGAGCUCACUGCGGAUCUGGGAGCGCUUUCGUCCCUACCGAAAAGGCCAGCGUGAUGAGGCCUGUUAUGUGACGGCUGGAAAUGCCCUUCGAAAAAAGGUGCAGUUCGCCAAAGGCGAGGAUCUGCAUGACAUCCUUGAUUAUUGGAAGGGUGUGUCAGCACAGCAGAAGCUGUAACUGUGGGACCAAAGUCAAGCAUUGUGGGGAAAAGGAAUUUGGAUACUUAUUUUCCUGACAGGCCAGUGGGCCAGAGAAACCAUUUGCAGUAAUGGGGAGAAAAAUGUAUGACAAAAUUUUGCCUCUGGUUUUUUUUGGCAUGCUAGGUGUGUAGAAUAUUGUGCUAAGAGCAAGGACUGUGAAACUGUGCCUGGGAAACGUGAGUAAUUUUGGUUUUAUUUUACACUUCACUGUAGCUCUAUUUCUGUAUAAUUUUCAUUUAGUUUUUGUGAGUUUUAUUCACAGCACAGGGAGCAAAUGCAAACUGUGUGAUGUAGUACCGUUUGAGUGAUCACAUUUUGUGAACAAUGAACCAUCUUAGCAGUGCCAUGUUUUCAUCUAUGGGUAGUCACUGAAGGUAAACAUUGAUACCCUACACUUUAAGGUUGUGGGAUCCAAGAUUUUGUUUCUCAUUCUGCAGUGUUUACUUUGAUAUGUUGGACUUCUACAUGAAGGUAGACUAUGAAAGAGUGGGAAUUGUGCUCUGUUAGAAAUGACAAAACGCUGAACAGUCAACAGAUUUGUCAAAUGCUGGCCCUAUCUCUUACCAUGAGAUCUGUCAUGCAGCUGAUAUAUUUGCAUUUCAGUAUCAUCUGUGAUACAAUAAGAGAAAUUAGGAAGAAAUGAACAACUAAACCAUGAAAAGACUCAAAAAUCUUGCAACAUAAUGAAAUCAUGAUAAAGUGGAACCUAAAAAGUGUGCACUGAUUGCACCCUGAGGUGUAAAGCACAUAUACCCAACAUACAAUCUCGCAUAAUUCAUUGAGUGAU
Messenger RNA from Scophthalmus maximus (turbot), 4346 nucleotides. RefSeq names its product protein phosphatase 1 regulatory subunit 29. Gene Ontology annotation, cellular component: plasma membrane. The coding region runs from base 684 to 3536 and encodes 950 amino acids. The transcript has 4 exons. Gene Ontology annotation, molecular function: protein binding. Lineage: Eukaryota; Metazoa; Chordata; Actinopteri; Pleuronectiformes; Scophthalmidae. The record is from RefSeq and is a predicted model, not a curated record.